UCAUAUAAAAAACUUAUAAUACUUAAGAUUAACUUUUUUAAUAAUCACAAAAAGAAUGAAUCUCCUAAAAAAAAAGUAAAAUGUGCUAUUUUUGAAGCAAAAGAAUCUAAUAUUCACAAAAAGAAUGAAAGAAAAGAAUUAAGUUAUAUUAAUUCAUUAAAGAAAAAAAGGAAAGAAAAGAGAAUAUCUGAAACAUUUGUAUCUCAAGACCCAACAAAAAUAUUUGAAAUGUAUUCUCAACCUGUCAACAGAUAUUUCAAUGAAGCCUCAAUAUCAUCAUUAGAACCAGAACUAUUGCCAAUGCUAAUAGAAGAUGUUAAUAGUUGCACCUUUUAUCUUUGA
Racocetra persica is the source of this 342-nucleotide messenger RNA. The record is from the annotation of a GenBank genome assembly. NCBI's taxonomy places the organism in Eukaryota, Fungi, Glomeromycota, Glomeromycetes, Diversisporales, Gigasporaceae.